AUGUCGUAUUUAUUGGGUCCCGACGCCAACGAGGCAGCUGGGAAGAACGAGAUCACCUUUGACAUACCCAAAGAGUGCAAGGCGGGAGUCGUGGUGAAUGAAGGCCCCAAUUUCCAUAUCGAGGUACAGAUGGUGCCGGUUCCAGAACCAGCGCUGAGAGGCCAUCCUAUUGCUGGCGUCCGCCAUGGCUCUAACGGGAGUCCUCGUCGUCUAGGGCCCAACGAAGUCCUGAUAAAACUCAACGUGACCGGCAUCUGCUUCUCAGAUCUCCAUUUCGCCAUGGGCGACCUGGGCCCGCCCAUGUCCGCGUUCGGCGUGCGAUCUCCGGGCCACGAGGGCGCCGGCGUCGUCGUCAAAGUCGGCUCCAACGUCAAGAACUGGAAGGUUGGCGAUCGGGCGGGGAUGAAGCCACGAUGGUCCGUCUGUGGAGACUGCGACCUCUGUCUGGACGACAAGGAGGCCUAUGUCACGUCCCCAGCGCACUACACGCAGAGAAUUCCCGACGGCGUGGACGACUAUGCAGCAGCCCCCAUAAUGUGCUCUGCGGGAACCAUGUAUCGCGCGCUGCGUCUCGCGACACUCAAGCCGAACAAUUGGGCCGUUUUCCUCGGCGGAGGCGGCGGCGUGGGCAUACAAGGCGUGCAGCUGGCCGCGGCGAUGGGGCUUCGACCGAUCGUGGUGGACACGGGAGACGAGAAAGAGAAGCUCGCCAUCUCUCGGGGUGCAAAGGCCUUUAUCGACUUCAAGCGCGUUGACGAUCCGGUCGCGGAGGCCGUCAAGAUCGCAGACGGGAUCGGAGCACAUGGAGUGUUCGUCACGGCAGGCAAUUCCUAUCCAUCCGCCAUCUCGUACGCGGGCACACGCGUCGGUGCUGUGGUGUCGUGUAUAGGACUCCCGCACAACAAAGAGCUCACGAUCGGAGCGCCACCUACCAAAUUCAUCACUCAGGGAUUGACUGUGCGCGGUUCAAUGGUGGGCAGCAGAGCCGACAUCGCCACGACGCUCCAAUACGCCGCGGCCGGAAAGAUCUCUGGUGACCAUACAAUCUAUCCGAUUGACAGACUCCCAGAGGCAGUGGAGAGGAUCAGAAGAGCCACUUCUCAGCAGUCGCCUCUUAAGGAUCCAAUCGCCUCGGAACGAAAAAUGCCUCACGACUCCCCAACCCUCUACCUGAUCCGCCACGGUGAGAAGCCCCCAAAAGAGGGCGACGGGGACGACAGCCCGGGACUCUCUGCGCAGGGAAUCGACCGCGCCGAGGGUCUCGUCCAGGUGUUUGGGCGGAGCAGCAAGUAUAACAUCGGGUAUGUGAUCGCGCAGAAACCCAAGCCAGACAACAGACAAACCCGCCCAUUCCUGACCGUGCAACCCCUCGUCGAAUCUCUCCAGGAAUACAACGUGCCGUUCAACUUCCUCAUCGACCGGGACCACGUCGACAAGGUCGCCGAGGCCGUGCACGACUACGCCAAAGGCAAGGGCAAGUACGUCGGCCAGGGUAACGUCCUGAUCUGCUGGGAACAUGACACGUUGGAGAAGAUCGCAAAGGCGCUCGGCGUCGAGGACGUGCCGGAGUAUCCCGGGAACAGGUACCUCAUUCACCAUUCACUCAAUCACUCAAUCAACGAUCUCUCUAAGAAGUGCCUUUGGCUGACGGAGAUGAACUACAGAUUCGAUCUCAUCUGGACAAUCAACCCCCCUUACAACAAGAUUGAUAGCAUCACGUCGGAAAAUGUUCCGGGGUUGGAUGAUCACUCGGCAACCCCGGCAUGA
Molecule: messenger RNA, 1767 nt
Organism: Fonsecaea nubica
Lineage: Eukaryota; Fungi; Ascomycota; Eurotiomycetes; Chaetothyriales; Herpotrichiellaceae
Exons: 7
Coding region: 1-1767 (588 amino acids)
Molecular function (GO): oxidoreductase activity; zinc ion binding
Source: RefSeq, a predicted model, not a curated record